AUGAACGCUGUGGACACACAUGUGGGCAAACAUUUGUUUGAGAAAACUAUUGGAAAAAACGGUUUAUUAAAAGACAAAAUAAGAAUUUUAGUUACAAAUAGUGUCUCUAUUUUGCCAAAUGUGGACCAAAUUGUGGUCAUAAAGAAUGGAUACGUCUCUGAAUCGGGAACUUUUGAAGAGUUGGUCUCAAAAAAUGGUUAUUUUGCUGAAUUUGUGACCGAAUAUCUGUCCCAACAGUCGGACAAUGAACUCAAAAAUGAAGACAAAAAAAUUGUUAAUAAAUUAAGAAAUUUAAUUAAAAAAGUAAUUAAUCAAACAAAUGGAAGAUUCAAUGCGUCGGGCGUUGGAAAUGAAUGGAAAAAUCUAAUUAAACAAAUGUUAAAUAAUUUAAGAGAAAAACGAUUACAAGAAGAAAAUAUUAUUAAAAACCAAUUAUUGGUUAAAACGAGUGGAAAGUUAACCGAAAUCGAGAGUUUAGAGACGAGUUCUGUUGGACUCAAAAUAUACAAAAAAUAUAUUACUUUAAUUGGUUUGUGGUUUUGCGCCGUUAUUAUUGGCUCAUCACUCGCCUCAACAAUGGCUCAAAUAUUAUCGGGUCUUUGGCUGAGCGAGUGGUCCGACGACUGCCUCGAUUCCAAUCAAAUAAAUGAUACAAAUGUCCGUUACAUAAGACUCGGAGUUUACGCCGGAAUCGGUGUCUUUGACACUGUUGUCACUUUCAUUUUACACACAUUUAUCAGUUUUGGAUGUAUUGGAGCCGCGAAACAAUUGCAUAACAUUAUGUUGGAUAAGAUUAUAAGAGCGCCAAUCAGUUUCUACGACACGACACCAAUCGGACGAAUUCAGAAUCGAUUCAGUCGUGACAUGGAUUCAGUCGAUGUUUCUCUUGUACUCAGUUUUAAGCAAACAAUUGCAACCAUUUUGAGAUCAAUUGUCGCCAUGUUUCUCAUUACAUUUCAAACACCAUUACUAUAUAUUCGCACUUCUCGUCAACUCAAACGCAUUGAGUCGACCACUCGUUCCCCUAUUUAUAGUCAUUUCAGUGAAACAGUUAGCGGUUCCACAAGUAUUAGAGCGUAUGGAGUAUCCCAUCAGUUCAUACAGGAAUGCAAUAGACGUGUCGAUAAAAACCAUAUGUGUUAUUAUCCAAGCUUUACAGCUUCCCAAUGGCUCGCAAUCAGACUGGAAUUAUUAGGCAAUUGUAUUGUAUUUUUAAUGUCAAUAUUUGUUGUGUAUUAUCGUUUCGAAUUAAGUCCGGGUAUUGCGGGUCUGGCUAUUGGUUAUUCACUUGAUAUAACGCGAUGUCUAACAUUUUUAGUAAAUUACACAUCAAAUGUCGAAACUAAUAUCGUUUCGGUUGAGAGAUGUCUUGAAUACACGGAAACUCCAACAGAAGCCGACUGGUAUAAUGAGGAGACAAAACCAUCGCUCGAUUGGCCGGAAAGGGGAGAAAUAAAGUUCAGUGAAUACAGCACUAGAUAUAGAAAAGGAUUGGAUUUAGUGCUCAAAUCGAUUACAUUAGAAGUGAAACCCAAAGAGAAGGUGGGAAUAGUCGGCAGAACGGGUGCCGGAAAGUCAUCGCUAACUCUGGCGCUCUUCCGACUCAUAGAACCGGUCAAUGGAUCUAUACGUAUAGACUCAGUGGACGUCACAAAACUGGGUUUACAUGACUUGAGAUCUCGCAUAACAAUUAUACCUCAAGACCCGGCGCUCUUCACCGGAACAUUGCGCCUCAAUUUGGAUCCAUUCAACCGAUACUCAGACACUGAUAUCUGGAGGGCCUUAGAGUCGGCACAUCUCAAGCAAUUUGUGAACACUUUGGAGAAGGGAUUGAGUCAUGAGAUCUCUGAAAGCGGAGAAAAUCUAAGUGUUGGACAAAAACAGUUGAUUUGUUUGGCCAGAGCUCUGUUGAGAAGAACUAAGAUUUUGGUGUUGGACGAAGCGACCGCUGCGGUUGAUAUGGCAACGGAUGACUUAAUCCAAGAGACGAUUAGAAAAGAGUUUUGUUUGUCAACUAUUGUUACGAUCGCUCAUCGAUUGAAUACAAUCAUAGAUUACGACAAAGUGUUGGUAAUCGAUAAGGGAAUGGUAGCCGAGUUUGAUUCACCCCAUUAUCUCUUGCAAAACACUAACUCUAUCUUCUAUUCAAUGGCUAAAGAAGCAAAUCUUAUAUAA
Medioppia subpectinata is the source of this 2175-nucleotide messenger RNA. The record is from the annotation of a GenBank genome assembly. NCBI's taxonomy places the organism in Eukaryota, Metazoa, Arthropoda, Arachnida, Sarcoptiformes, Oppiidae.